This is a messenger RNA of Penicillium griseofulvum, 1713 nucleotides long. Its product is annotated as CwfJ domain protein. The record is from RefSeq and is a predicted model, not a curated record. Gene Ontology annotation, cellular component: post-mRNA release spliceosomal complex. Gene Ontology annotation, biological process: mRNA splicing, via spliceosome. Gene Ontology annotation, molecular function: RNA lariat debranching enzyme activator activity. The transcript has 2 exons. NCBI's taxonomy places the organism in Eukaryota, Fungi, Ascomycota, Eurotiomycetes, Eurotiales, Aspergillaceae. The coding region runs from base 1 to 1713 and encodes 570 amino acids.
AUGGUUCCCAAAUGUAUUGUCGUUGGCAGCUUGAACGGUCAGAUACGGCCCGUGUUCGACAAGCUAGCCAGACUGCAGCUGAAACAGAAUUUCUCCUUUGCGAUCAUUGUUGGUGACGUCUUCGGUGAUUGCGCGACUGAAGAUGAGCUCAAGGAUAUUACCGCCUUGAUAAACGGGGAGAUCACCGUGGCAUGCCCGACCUACUUCACCCUAGGUAACCGACCACUUCCUCCUCAAGUGGUCGAAAAGAUUGAAGCAACUGAUGAAGUGUGCCCCAACUUGUUCUUCCUUGGCAAGCGAGGAACCUUGAAGACAACAGAUGGUAUCCGUAUUGUUGCUCUCGGUGGAACCAUGGGAGAGGCAGAGGGUAGAUCCAAGCCCGAGAGUAAUGCUAGUGGCAAGUUCCAGCCAACAUACAGUGAAUCCGAUGCACGUGCACUGUUCGGGAUUCACAAAACCGACAUUCUUAUCACCAAUCAAUGGCCGAAGGAUGUCCGUCUAGGAUCUAGUCGCGUGGUCUCUGGGAAUAAGGAGACUGUUCCGUCUGAAUUGCAGUGCAUUGCUGAUGUUUGCGCGACCCUGAAACCCCGGUACCACUUUUCUCGGUCAGACUGUGCUUUCUUCGAGCGUGAACCUUUCUUUCACUUGCCAGCGGAUGGUGGAGAGGUCUACCAACUCACCCGGUUCAUCUCAUUGCCUACUUUCGGCUCGUCGAAAAAUGGUAUUUAUGCCUUUAACUUGGACCCAACAGCACCUUUCCCAACCAGUAUUUCCUUGGGCUCCACCAUCUGCCCUUGGUCGGCGGUGCAAAGCAGGCGCAAAAUGCUCCCAAGCCAAAGCAAGUCAUACCCACCCUACGUCCCCGAUGACAGAGAUAGAGACCCGGGACACCAACGCCGGCACAAAGAACGCGCUCCCCCGCCAGGCCCGGAGAAUUGUUUCUUCUGUCUCUCAAAUCCCAACAUCGCUACCCAUCUUAUCACCUCAAUCGGCAAUGAGAGUUACGUCACCACCGCCAAAGGGCCUUUGCUCACAAAGGACUUUUACCCUUCCCUGGGCUUCCCAGGCCAUAUGCUCAUCAUCCCCUUCGAACAUUCCCCAACCAUCGACCUAAUCUUCGACCCGGCCACUCGAGCCUCGACCUUCGCCGAGAUGCAACGGUACCGUGAAUCCUUGCAUCAAAUGCUGAACGAGCGGUCAGGAGGCAAGCUAGGUGCUGUCACUUGGGAAGUCAGCCGCUCGAACGGUAUCCACACACAUUGGCAAUUCCUGCCAAUGCCAGUGGAGCAGAUUCGCUCCCGGCUUGUGGAAAUGGCAUUCAAGAAGGAAGCCGAGAACCUGGAAUAUUCGACGUUCAAGACCGUGCCAACCCCCGACGAAAUCCACAAUCACCAUAUGAUCGACUAUUUCCGAGUCUUUAUUUGGACACCUACCCCCGGCAAUGAAGCCGAAGCUGAAGGCGAUCAUUGGUCUGCACCUGAGCACAAAGGCGUUUGGAAGACUGAAUCUGGAGAGGAGAAGGUUAUCAUUAUGAAGAUCCUGCCGGAGACCCGGUUCAAUUUGCAAUUUGGCCGUCAGGUUAUGGGUAAGGUGCUCUACCUGGAUGAUCGUAUUAACUGGAGGGAUUGUGUGCAGACGGACGAUGAAGAGACGAAGGAUGCGGAGGCUUUCAAGGAGGCUUUCAAGAAACACGAUUUCGCCAUGGAGGGUUAA